UUAUGUAAAAGAGAAAAAAAAUCAUAUACCCUUUUUGUUAUUGUUGUUGUUGUGUUUUCUUCUUAUUUACAGACCUCCUUUAUUGAUGAUGGUCUUGGUCAGUUUCUCCUUUUUCUCUUCUGCAAACAACUGCACCAACUAGACCUUCUUUUUCAACUUUGAUUAUUUAUUUUUGAAUCCUUAAAGAAAAAGGUGAAGCUGAAAAGUCAGUUAUGUCAGGUUUGUAUAAUCAGAAUUUCUCUCAUGCUAGAGCUGCUUCUCCUCAGAUUAGAGCCAACUCAGAAGUUGACAGUCAGUAUCUAUCAGAGUUGCUGGCAGAACAUCAGAAGCUUGGGCCUUUUCUGCAAGUGCUUCCUAUAUGCAGUCGUCUUUUGAAUCAAGAAAUAUUGAGAGUUUCUGGAAUGUUGUCCAACCAAGGUUUUGGCGACUUUGAUAGACUGCAGCAUAGAAGUCCUAGUCCUAUGGCUUCUUCAAACCUCAUGUCUAAUGUCUCUGCGACAGGAAUUGGUGCUUGGAAUAGUCUUCAGCAAGAGCAGAGAAUAAUUGGACCCCCUGGAAUGAAUAUGGACUGGCAAGGUACACCUGCAAGUCCUAGUUCAUUCACUGUGAAGAGAAUAUUGCGCUUGGAAAUUCCAGUAGAUACAUUCCCCAAUUUUAAUUUUGUUGGAAGACUUCUGGGACCAAGAGGCAAUUCUUUGAAACGGGUUGAAGCUACUACUGGUUGUCGCGUGUAUAUUAGAGGAAAAGGAUCGAUAAAAGAUCCCGACAAGGAAGAAAAAUUACGAGGAAGACCAGGCUAUGAGCAUCUCAAUGAGCCUCUACACAUAUUGAUCGAGGCUGAUUUAGCUGCUAAUGUUGUUGACUUAAGGCUCAGACAGGCUCAAGAAAUCAUAGAAGAAUUACUCAAACCUGUGGAUGAGUCGCAAGACUUUAUUAAGAGGCAGCAGUUGCGGGAAUUAGCUCUUCUGAAUUCAAAUUUCAGAGAAGAGAGUCCAGGGCCAAGUGGCAGUGUGUCCCCAUUCAAUUCAAGUGGAAUGAAACGUGCAAAACCGGGUCGUUAAUAUAUGUCCUUGAUGGUGUAUAUGAAUGUUGUGGUCCUCCAGCUAUUGAUUGCUGAUAAUAUCUUCCAGCACAUGUAUCAUUCAAUGCAGCUAUGAAAAGAAAGAAUAGGCUAACAAUUCUUGCUGGUUAGCAUUCUGGUGGUUUUUUUCCUUGAACAGAAACGCGACGAAGCUUGAAUGAAGAAUUUCUAAAUGAGAAAAUUUUAUAUAGUUGGGUAUUGAAAAUAGGUUUUGUUCAAAUCAACCUUUUUUUUUUCUUUCUUUCUUCCUUUUAAACUCAAUACAUUCAUUGGAUUUAUUCUUGAGUCAGUUACUUUUGAGAAGUGUGGAAUAUAUAUUUAUAUAUAUACAUAUGGUGGUGGUGAUGAUGAUGGUGAAGUUUUAGGCCUUAAGAUGGUGGAGUGUUGUUGGCAUGUGUCAUGUGUCAUGUGUCAAAGUGUCAUGGUAUUUUAAUAUUUAUGUAAUUUAUAGCAUAGGCUGGAUUCUUUUUAGUUGUUUGUUACAAGAAUUUGUAUGCUCUUUCAAAGAGAUAUGCAUUGUAGUUGGAGUGAUGCAUAUCAGAUGAACACCUUACCAUGUACCAAAGGAAACAAAGUUGUAUUUUGUUUGUAUACAAUGGUACUAUAAAUGUUCUGCAAA
Messenger RNA from Vicia villosa (hairy vetch), 1700 nucleotides. Its product is annotated as KH domain-containing protein At2g38610-like. Gene Ontology annotation, biological process: regulation of mRNA splicing, via spliceosome. Gene Ontology annotation, cellular component: nucleus. Bases 213 to 1061 code for a protein of 282 amino acids. Gene Ontology annotation, molecular function: mRNA binding. Lineage: Eukaryota; Viridiplantae; Streptophyta; Magnoliopsida; Fabales; Fabaceae. The transcript has 7 exons. The record is from RefSeq and is a predicted model, not a curated record.